AUGCAAACAAUAAAAUGUGUUGUGGUUGGUGAUGGUGCAGUUGGUAAAACGUGCCUUCUGAUCUCAUACACAACCAAUAAGUUUCCCAGUGAAUAUGUGCCAACUGUAUUCGACAACUAUGCUGUGACAGUAAUGAUUGGUGGUGAGCCGUACACUUUGGGCCUAUUCGAUACGGCAGGCCAGGAAGAUUACGAUAGGCUACGACCACUUUCUUAUCCUCAAACCGACGUUUUUCUUGUUUGCUUUUCCGUUGUUGCACCCUCCUCUUUCGAGAAUGUCAAAGAAAAGUGGGUUCCAGAAAUAGCACAUCAUUGCGCUAAAACACCAUUUCUGUUGGUGGGUACUCAAAUCGAUCUGAGGGAAGAUCCGUCAUAUCUUGAGAAACUAGCGAAGAAUAAGCAGCGACCGAUCUCAUCAGAUGUCGGUGAAAAACUGGCCAAAGAGCUGAAAGCUGUCAAAUAUGUCGAGUGCUCCGCCCUCACUCAGAAAGGACUGAAGAACGUUUUUGAUGAAGCCAUACUGGCAGCUUUAGAGCCUCCAGUGCAAGAUAAGAAGAAAAAAUGUUCGAUACUGUAA
This is a messenger RNA of Anisakis simplex (herring worm), 576 nucleotides long. The record is from the annotation of a GenBank genome assembly. NCBI's taxonomy places the organism in Eukaryota, Metazoa, Nematoda, Chromadorea, Rhabditida, Anisakidae.